Messenger RNA from Dalotia coriaria, 2837 nucleotides. Its product is annotated as ankyrin-1. The record is from RefSeq and is a predicted model, not a curated record. Bases 581 to 2635 code for a protein of 684 amino acids. Gene Ontology annotation, biological process: intracellular signal transduction. Gene Ontology annotation, molecular function: protein binding. The transcript has 5 exons. Lineage: Eukaryota; Metazoa; Arthropoda; Insecta; Coleoptera; Staphylinidae.
CGGAAACAUCUGUUCGCUUUUCCUGCGCGAUGAUCAGUCGCUCGCCAGACGAACGGGAGCGUGCGCCAGCAGGAACUGUCUGUGGCUUCCAAUAGGCCAGCGGGACUAGUAGAGAUCGAGCCUGAGCGCAGAGAGCGGACCGAGCGGGGACCGAGGCGGCCACUCAUCGCAUCGCGUUUUGUUGUCGCUGGAUGUUGCGGGCUUUGCGGUCGCGCAUUGUGUGUCGACGAUUGCAGGAACCGAGUCACCAUUGACGCAAAUAGCGACGAUCACCAAUUAGCAGCGCGUGCUGGCCUGCUUCAACUUAAAAACGGCGACGCUCGGCGUGCAACUAACACUUCGCGACCAACAAAAGGCAAACGAACAAAAAAGUUUUUUUAUGCAUGUUUGCUACAGGUGCAAGCUGUGAUACGCUACACGCGAUUACAGAUUUGCGUAGUAGUUGUGCAUUCCGACGUAAAUGAAAACUUGUGCGCGAUAUAAACAAUGACAUCAUGAGCAUAAUCGCGUUGACGUGACGUCACACGUUGGUAUCAUCUAAAAAAAAUAUCAAAUUAAUAGUUUAAAUAAAUAAAAAAACAUGGGUGGCUCAGUGAGCCAGGCCUUUCAAUCGGGCACCAGCGCAUUGCUAUCAACCAGCCAUGGGCAUAAAGUAUCCGAAGCGACCAAACAAAAAGUCCAAACUGUUUUCGACGCCCUGCGGGCAAACCCUAAAGUCAGCGUGCAACGUCUAGAAGGCUUACUUCAACAAAUACCCAAGAAUGAAAACAUCCUUGCGAUUCACGAUGAAUUGGGCUAUAAUUUGCUGCAAAAAUGCGUUGGGGCUAAUAAUGUCGACUUAGUAAGAUGGUUAUUACUCAGACAUACCUCCGACGUGAAUCGAUGCCCAUGCAGUUUACCCCUGCACAUCGCCUGCCUCAAAGGGCACGAUGAAUGCGUGGACUUGCUGUUGAAACACGGCGCAAAGGUGGACGUCGAGGCGAGAAUGUGUUGGCCAAGUCCUCAUAGCAGCAACUGUGAAGAGCGAGGAAAAUAUACACCUGUCCAACAAGAGGAACCCUGCACACUGGCGAACGAACGUGAUCGUGAACGAAUGCCCUCGAAUAAACUGCAAUCAGCAAUGUACUAUGCAUUGGACGGUGAUCAAGUGAAUAUACUCACGAUGCUCGCACAGAAAUGCGAAGAUUUCUGGAAUGUGGUAUUCCGUUCGAGGAAACCUCUCCUGCACGCAGCGUGUGAACGCGGCGCAUGGAAAUGCACCCAGUUUCUAGUAACCGAACGUUCUGAAGAGAUCCACAUCCUCAAGGACGAGUACUACCCCAUUCACUACGCGGUGUGCAACGAUCAUAAAUUUUUGGAACUGCUGAUCAACGCCGGAGCUGACACAACAGUCCGCACCAGUACACAACAGAUGACGCUCUUGCACGUUGUGUUUUUGGUUGCGCACAAAUCCGCCGAGGACACCAUUUCUACAAUAAGACUACUAUUGGAUAACGGAUGUAAAGAAUUGCUGAACAUACCGGAUACGCUAGGAAAUACACCGCUGCAUGCGCUGAUAGUGCGAUAUGCGCUCGAGGAAGCGCGGUAUGGUUACGAUAAAUGGAACAAGUGGGACAUCCUACAUCUGGUUAGAUACAUGCUGCAAUCGGGGGCGAAGCAAUCCAUCAAUCAACCGGGGAACUCGGCGUUGGCGUGCGUGUUGCGACAUGUCAGAGACUGGGAGAUUUGUUAUGAACUGCUGAACAUGUUGCUGAAAGAGGACGGCUUGCCGAAUCUAGUAGGCAGGGAUGGUUCAGCCCCAAUUAUGAUCUGUUUGGUGCCACUGAUCAAUAAGGAUCCUUUGCAUCACUUCACACACAGUAUGAAAGUGUGUUACUUGAACUGUAUCCGUAUUCUACUGAAACAUCGCGCCAACCCGAACUGCAGCUAUCGCUCGAAUCUCACCCCUUUGCACGUGCUGGUCUUUACCGUCUCGGAGAACAUCACGCUCAACUGCGACCAACAGAAACGCACCAACUUCGAAUUCAUCAAGAAUCUACUUAUUCUAUUACUCACGCACGGAUUGGACCCGAACGUGCGCGCCUCCAGCACCAAACAACACAUUCUACAGUCCUGCAUGGAUAUGAUUCAGAAUGUGCGCGACUGUCGAGACAUUCACUACGUCUACGACCUAACCUUAACUCUGAUCCAAUAUGGUGCCAAUCCUGAUUUGAGGUUAAACAUCUCGGACACAAUCAGCAAGCAACCCACAGUGCCACAACCGCACAUCUUCUGGAAAAGCAAGAAUUAUAUACUCUAUUAUUACAUAAUGCUGGUGUCGCGCAAGGAGAACAUCGUCAUGGAUCCGCAUCUGUCGUUCGCUAAGAUAAUUCACUUGUUUUACAUGGUAAUGGAACACAAGCCGCUCUUUGAGUGUCUGCACGUGCUGUACACGCAACUGCUGAGCAUUGUGCCCGGCAGGAUGACCGAACCGAUGACGUAUAUCAUUCGUGAUUUGUAUAGGAAGCCGCGCAGUUUGAAGCAGAUGUGUCGGGUGAGGAUACACAACUGCAUCGGGCGCAAGCCGGGCGUGCACAUCAACAAGCUCAACUUGCCGAAUCAGUUGAAGGAUUACCUGUUGAACUUUGAGCCUUAAAGCAAACAGAAGGAAGAGACAAACAUUCACAACACUGUUAUAAACUGAUUCAAGUGUUUUGUUAUAUGCGUUUAAUGCGAUAUAUAAAAGUGUGACUUAAAAUGGCAUGUGUUAAGUAUUCAGAAGUGGAAGAAAGGUAAGUGAGUUUGAAAUAGUGGUGAAUAUGUGUAGUCUUAUAUCGAAAUAAACGCAGAACUCAUUA